AUGAAUAAACUUAUACCACCCCACAAGAUGCAGAAAACAACUAUUGUGGAUGGAGUAGAAAUUACAACUGACCUUUUUGAAGAAGAGCCUCAUUCACCACCAAAAAAAGAAGAAUAUAAUUCUUUGAUUAUAACACAAACACCAAUAUCUCAACAUCAUGAUAAAGAGGAUAUUGCAACAAUGAGUGAUAAAGAUAAAGAAAAUGAAAAAAAACCAACAAUAAAAAGUAAAAACAAAAAAUUAAAGAAGAAAGAAGUAAAGAAGUAUGUUUGUUCUGUUUGUGGUCAUGAGUGCAAUACAAAUGGUGCUUUAGUUUCUCAUAAAAGAAUACAUGAUCCUAAUUCAAAGAAAUAUUCAUGUCCUGAAUGUGGAAAGAAAUUUAGAACAAUGGCAGAAGUAAGAAGACACUCAGUUACUCAUACUGGAGAUAAAAAAUUUAUUUGUCCAAUUGAGAAUUGUGGGAGAUGUUUUACAACAAAGUCAUAUCUUGAUAAACAUAUUGAAUCACAUAAAACAAAUCAAACAUAUCAAUGUACAUACCAUGGAUGUAAUAACUCUUUUUUUAUGAAAAGUGAACUUAUUGCUCAUGUAAAAGAAAAACAUCAAAAUGUAGUUGGUAAUAAAAAUGCAGCAUUUUGUUGUCCUUAUGAAGGAUGUACUAAAGCCUUUGAAUAUCCUUCUCAUUUAUUUAAACAUUGUGCUGCACAACAUCAAAAGAAUGAAUUUGUUUGUGGAUUUGAAAAUUGUUAUGAAACAUUUAGUCGUGAAGAGUUGUUGUGGGAACAUAUUUCUUCAAUUCAUGGUAUGGACAAAGAAAAAUAUCAAGAAGAAAGAAUAGAAUGUCCAAAAUGUGGUGUUGUUGUAUUAAAAAGAACCUUACAACAACAUAUGAGAAAAGCUCAUACUGAGAAAUCAAUUUGUUUUAAAGAUGAUGGAACAAUUGUUACUGAUGAAAAGAAACGAUGGUUUGAAUGUUGUAAGUAA
Messenger RNA from Entamoeba nuttalli P19, 984 nucleotides. Its product is annotated as zinc finger, c2h2 type domain containing protein. Gene Ontology annotation, cellular component: nucleus. The coding region runs from base 1 to 984 and encodes 327 amino acids. The record is from RefSeq and is a predicted model, not a curated record. The transcript has a single exon. NCBI's taxonomy places the organism in Eukaryota, Evosea, Mastigamoebida, Endamoebidae. Gene Ontology annotation, biological process: regulation of transcription by RNA polymerase II.